UUUACCGAAUCUCAUUCUACUGCAGCCAGAUAACGAUACCCGUACAAUUUUGUCUGUUGUUCUGUUCUCCUGCUCAGCAGACACGUCUACAUUUAUGUCUGAAAGUUUCUUUUACAAAGUUGUUUAGUAACAUGAAUACCUUCUCGACACAAGUGACACAGGAAACGUUCGGUACGAUUCAAACCUCGAACGGAAUCCAAUCUGUGAAGAAAUUCACGUUGACCAACUUGCAUGGAGUUAAGGUGCAGUUAAUAACAUAUGGUGCUGCUCUUACUCACCUAUUUAUUCCCGACAAGAAAGGGCAGCUACAAGAUGUCGUGAUGGGUUUUGAUGACAUAGAUGGGUAUCUGUCGUCGCAUAACCGCUAUUUCGGGUGUACUGUUGGACGUGUAGCUAAUAGAAUAGCCCAAGGUCGUUUUCACUUAGAUGAAGUCGAAUAUCAGUUAGCUAUAAACAAAGGGGAUAAUCAUUUACACGGAGGGAAUAUGGGCUUUGAUAAAUUAAUUUGGCAAGCUUAUGCUCACCUAGACGGGCGGGUCACUUUCACUUACUCCAGCCCGCAUAUGGAAGAAGGUUAUCCUGGGCAUCUGUACACUCAAGUCACCUACAAGUUAACGGAUUCCAACGAGUUAAUCGUGGAAUUCAAUGCGCUGACGGAUCGACCAACACCCGUCAAUCUCACCAAUCAUUCUUAUUUCAAUUUGGCCGGACAUGACGCUGGAAGUCAACAACUUUACAAUCACCGAGCUCAAUUGUUUGCUAACCAGUACACACCCGUUGACUCGAAAAAUAUUCCUACUGGAGAGCUGGCCAAGGUGGACGAUACAGUUUUUGAUUUAAGGUCAGAGACGCGAUUGGGAGAUGUCAUUCAGCAAGUUCCCGGAGGAGGCUACGAUCACAACUUUGUAGUCAGCGAAAGUAACGUUAAAUUCGGCAACACAAUUCCUUUAGCGGCCAAGUUUUGGCACCCCGAAUCCGGGCGGCUAUUGGAGAUAUUCAGUGAUCAACCGGGUUUCCAAGUUUACACGGGCAAUUUCUUGCCGACCGAUGGCUCUUUGGUAGGGAAGAAUGGCACUGUUUAUACACGGCAUGGUGGUUUGGCCGUAGAACCUCAAAAUUUCCCCAAUGCCAUCAAUCAGCCCAAUUUCCCAGAUUCCGUCCUUCGACCAGGAUCUGACUAUCGCCGCACCAUCGUCUAUAAGUUUAGUAUCCAAUAGCCUUUUUUAUUAAAACAAAUGGUCAAAAAUAGUUGAAGUUUAAUACCUUUUGUUAUUGUCACAUCCAGUUUGUUGCUUCUCAGAAAUGAUGCAUUCCAGUACAUUAAUACACGUACUCGAAAACAA
Molecule: messenger RNA, 1343 nt
Organism: Daphnia pulex (common water flea)
Lineage: Eukaryota; Metazoa; Arthropoda; Branchiopoda; Diplostraca; Daphniidae
Product: galactose mutarotase-like
Exons: 4
Coding region: 132-1217 (361 amino acids)
Biological process (GO): beta-D-galactose catabolic process via UDP-galactose, Leloir pathway; glucose metabolic process
Molecular function (GO): aldose 1-epimerase activity; carbohydrate binding
Source: RefSeq, a predicted model, not a curated record